GCUCCGAUUCCGAGUUGAGUUUACUAUAAAUAUGUAAUUUACGUAUUCCGGAGUUGCGUCUUAUAAUUAAAUAGUUAGGUGGGGACUGUAAUAAACGUAAACUUAAGUUAUUGGAAAAGGUACAGAAUAAAAAAAAGCGUCAAAAUGGAGGAGAAACUUCGUCAAAUGGAAGAUGAAAUGAACAGAUUCGAAGCUGAAAUUGGUAGUCAGUUAGUCGCACCAAUGGUAAGACCUGUAAUCGGUGCAAAUACGUACAAUCAAGUAGCUAGACAAUUGGAGCAGCAUGAACUUCCAACUCCUGUUGUUGCUGCUGCUGCAGCUACCUUAGCUUUUCCAUCGAUGAUUGGAUUUCCACCUCCGCCGCCGCCGCCGCCACCACCACCUCCUCCACCACCGCCGCCAAUGUUGAUUCCACAACAAGUAGCAAGACAAGGUACGGUUCCUUCUAUUACAACAUAUUCGUCCCCUGCACAGAUAAGUAAUCCGUAUUUACCAAACAUGGUGGACUCGUGUUUAACUGCUACUCCAAAAACAUAUGAAUCCACGUCGACACCAAUGAUACAUCCAGAAAUUAUUGAACAGAUUAUCAAUACAAAGAUCCCUGAAGAUGACAGCAAAAAGAAGCCAAAGGUGAAAGGUGUUAGUACAGCAGCAGAAUUGGCGAUUAGUCAAGGAAAGGCCAGUUCUAUAAUGGCGAACGCCAGCGCGGAAGAAACUCAUCCUAAGGGAAAAGGAAAGAAAAAUAAAAAAAUCGUACGAAUGGCGGGUGGACAGAUAUGGGAAGAUCCUUCUCUGUUGGAGUGGGAAGAAGAUGACUUUCGAAUAUUCUGUGGAGACCUAGGAAACGAUGUCACAGACGAGAUGUUAGUGAGAGUUUUUGGCAAAUAUCCAAGUUUUCAAAGAGCCAAAGUAGUUAGAGAUAAAAGAACAAACAAGACGAAGGGAUUUGGAUUCGUGUCCUUCAAGGAUCCGCAAGAUUUCAUUAAAGCAAUGAAGGAAAUGAAUGGGCGAUACGUGGGCUCCCGUCCUAUAAAGCUGCGCAAGAGCUCCUGGAAGCAAAGGAAUCUGGAGACGGUGAGGAAGAAAGAAAAGGAGAAACAGGCUCUAAUUGGUUUGUUGACCGGCCGGUGACGUGACUUCGUUCCUUCCCUCAUCCACGUUCCAUGGAUCGUACACCUGCGUUUGUUAAUUUGAUUGAAACAGUAGCCAGGAAGCUUUUUUUUUUCAUUACACUAAGGAAUAGUCUAGGAGAAAAAGAAUCAUAAUUGUAAGUGGACCGUGGAUGUUUAUGCACUUAUGGCAAGCGAAGAAAUGUAUAAAAUAUCAAGAAUGAAAUACGUGUUACA
This is a messenger RNA of Hylaeus anthracinus, 1346 nucleotides long. RefSeq names its product RNA-binding protein 42. The transcript is spliced from 5 exons. Bases 145 to 1131 code for a protein of 328 amino acids. Gene Ontology annotation, molecular function: mRNA binding. The record is from RefSeq and is a predicted model, not a curated record. Lineage: Eukaryota; Metazoa; Arthropoda; Insecta; Hymenoptera; Colletidae.